This is a messenger RNA of Sinocyclocheilus rhinocerous, 953 nucleotides long. RefSeq names its product glycine-rich protein DOT1-like. Lineage: Eukaryota; Metazoa; Chordata; Actinopteri; Cypriniformes; Cyprinidae. The transcript has 2 exons. The coding region runs from base 491 to 901 and encodes 136 amino acids. The record is from RefSeq and is a predicted model, not a curated record.
AUAUAUUGAUAAGAUUUUUUUGGAAGGAGGCCCUCCAACAGUCACCUCAACUGAAAGUGGAACACCUGCAUCAGCAGCUGCUUUUUGGCGGUUUAAGCAGCUUUGCUUACGUGUGUCCCCAAAUAUCUUCGCAGCAACCAUUUCUGAAAGCACCUCCUCCUCCAUAAUGAUGGAUGCAUUGUCCAUUCGUGGGCAGAACAGCAAAGACUUUAGAUGCAUGCAUUCAUAAGGAAGAAUUCUACUCCUGACAGCAAAUUCAGAAUUUGUCUUGCAUUCAUUCAGUUCACAGAUUAUGUUUUGGCUUGCACCCCAUGUUUUUUUCUGAACAUGUAUAGGAGAGCAAGGCUUAAAGAAUGAUUGGUUAACAGCAGAGAUGCCAUUUUUGGCAUCAAUGCAUUGGCAUGACAGGUGCCGUUUAGCUGAAAUUUCGGUUACCUUUUGCCUGUGAUUUCUGUUCAUGUGAACCAGCAAGUUCCUUUUAUUUAUUUGAAUGCCACAGUGCAUGCAAGUCACCCUGACUUGCUGCCUGACACAUAAUCCUACUGACGAUGGUGCUGCUGGGUAUGGAGGUGGAGCUACUGGGGAUAGAGCUGGAGGUGGUGCUACUGGGGAUGGAGAUGGAGGUGGAGCUGCUGGAGAUGGAUGUGGAGGUGGUGCUGCUGGGAAUGGAAUUGGUGCUACUGGAGGUGGCGCUGCUGGGGAUAGAGCUGGGGGUGGUGCUGCCGUAAAUACUGGAGCUGGUGCUGCUAGAGGUGGAAGUGGAGGUGGUGCUACUGGAGAUGGAGUUGGUGCUGUUGGAGGUGCUGCUGCUGUGGGUGGAGGCUGUCUGAAUGACGUUUCUUUGCAACUUGUUAGAUGUUUAAUCAGAGUAUCCCUUCUGAUCAAUGUUGAUGUGCAGUAGCAGCAGUGAAAAUGUGCUGCUUGUCUGCAGUCCUGAUUGCACUUUACGAUGA